AUGCCAGAUGACUCCUACCGCGCGGAGUAUGCGGCCUACUCAGCGCGUCGGGCUGCGGAAGGCUUGCCCAAGGUUUCUUAUAGAAACUAUUUGCGGCAAUGGCGCCGCUCAGAGGAAGGGCACGCAGAAAGAGGCGAGCCUCCCAUAGAGAAGGGAGGGAAGGGCACUAAGGGUGGAGUAACUCCCUCACCGCCUCCUCCAAAGAGGCGGCAAGAGGGUGCUGAGGGUGGAGAUGCUCCCCCUGCAGUCAAGGCAAAAGGUGGAGACACUCCUCUUGAGAACACGGGGGCUCAGCUUGCUCGGCAGCAAGCCCUGGAAAACCAAGAAAGGAAAGCGUCCAAAGUGCUGGAGGAUGCGGGCUACCCGGAGUUUCCAGACUACGUGCCCUCCUGCGGAGCCCAACACAGACAUAGCCAAUGCGCUCAUGACGUCAUUCCUUCGGACACGAAAAGGCCUGGCGGGGGAAGAUCUUUCCUCGAAAGUUGCAAUCCUGUCGACUGGUUGGCUGCUACCCAGCGACCCGGGGAUCCCGGGUACCGGGCCUUUACGGACCGGAACGGGGUCUACCUGCAUAGGCCGAUCAACCGUCAUCUGGCGGAAAAUUACAGCUCCCUCACGCGCUACGGCGCGAAACACAUAUUUGUGAAGCCUUGCGUGGAAGUGGUGUAUGACAUCCGUGGCAGCCUCAAGGCGGGCAAACAGACAAAUCAAGUCAUACAAGCGUUUGACAGCGUACAAAUCGUGGCGAUACACCUUCGCAUUGCCACGCAGCAGAGCCUCCAGGCGUCAGAGUACUUGAUGGAGUGGUCGGGCAGCCUUGAGCUGCCCCUGCAUGCAGCGCGCGCAGCCUUUGAGACGAUAGGUGGAGAAACUCCCCUGAGAAUCACAAAGAGUGGAGAUGCUCCCUCAAGAUCCUCUGGGUCAGUAUCAAACGAGCCUUCUAUUCCACCCAGUGCAACAGCCUCUAGCAGAGGGAUAGCUGCAAUCGUCGAGGAGGAACUCCCGGAGAUUCAGGAAUGGCUUGGAAAGGAGGGAUCGCUUGGAUCUUUCAGGGAGGCCUCGAAGAACCCAGAGAGCCCGCUAGCAUUUGCGAUCUCCAAAGCUCUCGCAGCAUGCCUUCGCCACGGCCACAAGCCCCGGAUACACGUCAAUGAAGCGGGCCGGGCACAUCUGUCAGACGUGCUCUCUUGGCCUCGUAUUGCUGAGACCUCUGCCACCUCAGGGGACAUAUUGGAGGUCGUCCGAAGUAAUCGGAAACAGCGAUAUCAAAUGGGUCUCAAAGCCGAUGGCUCUCACUAUGUCCGGGCCGCACAAGGCCAUUCAAGAACCGAGGUUGGCGAGGCAAACUUGCUGGAACCAGUGUCGGAGGAGCAACUCCCCAACACGCUGUUACAUGGCACCUCCUGGAAUGCGUAUGAAAGCAUCCAACAAAGGGGGCUUCUCCCUGAGGCAGGUCGCAGUCUUCAGGCGGCAAAGGAGGCCGCAAGGGAGGCCAUAAAUGGCGAGAGGGACGGCAACACGU
This is a messenger RNA of Symbiodinium necroappetens, 1522 nucleotides long. Lineage: Eukaryota; Dinophyceae; Suessiales; Symbiodiniaceae. The record is from the annotation of a GenBank genome assembly.